UUCUCCCGUCCCCGAGGUAAUGCUGCUCUGCUGAGAAUACCUGAAGUCACCCUUGGCAUGCCCCUGGGAGGAGCCAGCGCUUUAUAGGUGCAGGGCUGCCCACCCUUAACACACCCUCUGCCUCUUUCCUCCUCCCCAUCCCUGUGGGUUCUGCUAAUGAGGGCCUGUCACUUGGCCCCAGGUCUGAGUCACCCACACCAGUGACAGGUCCCUUCCUUCCCCAACAGUCAUUCCACAAGCCUGUCUUUCAGUCAACUCCCACCUCUGAGUUCCUCACUCCAGACACACAGGAGCUGGAGAGCCGGGCUGCCCACCAGGGCCCAGAGCACUGGGGCUGUGGAGGAAGAGGAGGCAGUGUGGUGACACAGAGCAGGGCUGCCCGGACAGCCCCCAGAGGAAUCUACAGCUCCCUGGUGCCCCAGGGUGUUGGCCGCGCAGCCCAAACCCCAGCCUGCAAGAUGCUGCAAUUACCUCAGAGCCUGAACGCGACUUCCCACCUGACUGAGUCAACUGAAGACAACAAAACAUCUCCACCGCCACACGCAGAGUCACAACAGCCAAGCCACUAAUCACAGUCGGAGCUACCAGCGGAGAGGCCGGUCCCCUGCCCGGGCCAGGGAGAAGCCAGCCGAGCCGGUGAGAAGCCCAGCCCCACGGAAGACAACGCAGCCCUCAUCUACCACAGCUGCCCGAACUCCAGCUCCGCACUCCCAGCUCUCGGCUCUCCUGGACUGCCCUGCACGCCCUCUCAUCAUCCAGGAUGCUCGCCCACGCUUCGUGCUGAGCAGAAACCCGGAGGCCUCUGCUUCUGCCCUCGAGGGCUGCCUGAUUCUCGCUGUUCACUGCUCCAGCGGGGCUCGAUGGUCCCCAGCUGCCGUUGACCAGGCUUCUGAGGUACGAGGCUGGUCUGAGGGCUCCCCACGGCCCUAUGGAGACUUGGCGCAAAGGCUCCUUCCGCAGCCCCUCCUUCUUCAAGCGGCUGAGCCUGGGGCGGCCGCGGAGACUCCGGCGACAGGGCAGCGUGCUCAGUCAGGCCAGCACGGCUGGGGGGGACCAUGAGGAGUACAGCAACAGAGAGGUCAUCCGGGAGCUGCGAGGGAGACCGGAUGGCCGGCGCCUGCCACUGUGGGGGGACGAGCAGCCCCGGGCCACCCUGCUGGCCCCGCCCAAACCGCCGCGUCUCUACCGGGAAAGCUUCAGCUGCCCCAACAUCCUAGAGGCCCCCUCCGCAGAGUACACUGCCGCCUACUCUGCCACCCUGCCCUCCACGCUCUCCGUGGCAGACACCCUCCACCAGUCCUCCGAGGAGGACCUUACGGACACGCCCCCCUUCCAGAGGACACCUGCUCCGGACCUCAGUGAUCCCUUCUUCUCCUUCAAAGUGGACCUGGGGAUUUCACUUCUUGAGGAGGUUCUGCAGAUGCUGAGAGAGCAAUUUCCCAGUGAGCUCAGCUUCUGAAUGGGAGGAGGGUGGGCAGAGGUGGGGUGACUGAAAGAGGUGGGAGCCUGGGGACCCAGAGAAGAGGGGACAGUCGGGGAUUAAGGUAGGGAUAGAAAUCCAGGUCCCUGCCUGCCCCUCCCCAACCCCUGGGGUCCUGAACAGUUCUCUGAAUCACCCCAUGGUGGAGGGACAGAGGUAUAGAGGCAAGCCAGAAAUGUGAGGGGGGUGCCUGCUGGCAGGAGCCCUGAAGACAGCUAGCUAGGCUGGGAAGGGAGGCCACACCUGCAGCCACAGGGGCCACGCAGAGGGACAGCGGCGUAAGGGCAAGUCUCGGAGAGGAGGACACAGACUGGGCUCAAAGAUGGGUGCGCUGUGCCAGCUCCUACAUGUGGCUGUUUAAAGUCACACUAAUUAAAACUAAAUACAAUAAAAAAGUCAUCCCAGUCACACUAGCCACAUUUCAAGUGCUCAGCAGCCACAUAUGACUAAGGGUUACCACACUGAACGGCAAACGGUGAACGUUAACGUCACUGGAGAAAGUUCUGUUGGGCCACACAGGCCUAGACCAUAGCCUGGUGGGGGUAAGGGAAGCAUAUGGGACCUGCCAGGGAAGGGAGAGGCUUGUGGGGUAGGAAGAGUGAGGCUGGGGGAGAUACAGAGAGUAACUCAGGAAAAAGUCCAAAGAAAUCACUAGCAGGAAAGGGGGCGUGAGACUCAAAAUGCCAACACAGCUGCCCGGAGCACUCCCUGGAGCCCAAGGAAGGAACUCGAGGGGAUGUCAGGCACAGACAGCUUCAGAAGAGAGGCUUUGGGGAAUUCUUGGAAAUAUUUGUGAUAGGAGCCCUGGGGAAAUCAACGAAAUAUAGUGCAGUUUUCCCUCCUUCCUGCACCCACGAGAAUAUGGGAGGUCUGAUCAGGGGACGGACACAAAGCUCAAGGCUGUUACAGUGAAGAGGCACAGCUGGUCUCCAGAAUCACCACCAGGACCAAGGAGCUUUGCUCAAGGACUCUGAUGAUGCGGGUUGCAGCGCUGCCCUGACGCCUGGCCAGAAGACCUGGAGCCGGAGCCUGGCUGGCGGCAUGUGGUUCUGGCACACACUACCUCCACGAUGCAAGCCUUAUGGGCUCCCCGUUUCUACUCUGUGUGCACAUGCCGAUCGGAAAGCUUCCCUGGGGGUGCAGAUGAUAAAUA
Messenger RNA from Budorcas taxicolor (takin), 2633 nucleotides. It is a transcript of the gene C10H15orf62, whose product is annotated as chromosome 10 C15orf62 homolog. The transcript has 2 exons. NCBI's taxonomy places the organism in Eukaryota, Metazoa, Chordata, Mammalia, Artiodactyla, Bovidae. The record is from RefSeq and is a predicted model, not a curated record. Bases 929 to 1459 code for a protein of 176 amino acids.